Messenger RNA from Hemibagrus wyckioides, 7018 nucleotides. Its product is annotated as chromobox protein homolog 3-like. The coding region runs from base 342 to 2141 and encodes 599 amino acids. The record is from RefSeq and is a predicted model, not a curated record. Gene Ontology annotation, molecular function: RNA polymerase II cis-regulatory region sequence-specific DNA binding; chromatin binding; DNA-binding transcription factor activity, RNA polymerase II-specific. The transcript has 4 exons. Gene Ontology annotation, biological process: chromatin organization; negative regulation of transcription by RNA polymerase II. NCBI's taxonomy places the organism in Eukaryota, Metazoa, Chordata, Actinopteri, Siluriformes, Bagridae. Gene Ontology annotation, cellular component: pericentric heterochromatin; nucleus.
CGUCCAAUCGUAGCUUACUGGUAUAGAAUUUGUAGGCGAGUUCGUGGUCAUUAUACAAAUAAACAUCUGUCUUUCGUGUUUAUUUUGUCGUCUUCGGUUUAAGAUUGAAAAUUUGGAUCCACGUUAUUAUGAGUAUGUCGUGUAAAGAACUUUAUGUGUCUUGUGCUGGAGUCCCACGCUGAUGAGCUGAGUCCUGUCAGGAAGUUAGCAGUGUGUUAGCUAUAUGGGAAAAACAUUGGCCGGUCUGGGCUGGUCCCUUUGUCUGAGUGGAGAGGCAGCGCGUGCUCUUUUGUUUGGGCAGCCUUACUUCGACUGUCUGUUUUGUAAAGAAUCGAUUUGAAAUGCAGCACAAGAAGAAAUGUUUUAUGGACUGUUUGAUUCAACUUACGAUUCUUCUUAGUUUUAUAGGCGUUCGAGUGGACGUCAAUUCCUAUUUGAACAGCCCGUUCCACUCACCGUUAAUAGAGAUCAACGCAGGGCAAAUUUCUACUUUCGUGCAGACACCGUUUCACUAUUACCGGGACAUCGCGGCCGGUCAUCACGUGUACCCCAAAUGCACCGAAUUGGAAGAUUACUUUACAAGCCGGAGACUUCUCAAUCAAGUGCGCGCGCUCGGCUCGCCGGUUCGUUUCCCCACGCGACUCAGUGCAUGGCUCUUGCACCUGGUACCUAACGGCGUGGAACCGGAGGAACCUCCGAACAAUAACGGGUAUGCGGGUGAGGAGGAUUCGACUGAUGAAACCCGUGAAAAUGAAUCCUACAACCAUCCCGAGACAAUUGUAACACAAACAGAAGAUGAAAUUGUGAAAGACAAUGAGGAAGGAAUCAGUCUUGAUUCUGCAACCCAACUAAUUCAAAGCUCAGUACUAGAACAAGAGGCUCUGUUAAGCAACAGUGUUCAACACCAGAACGAGGGGGAAAUAGAAGUUCAUCCUCAGUGGCCAGACUUCCUGUCAGAUUUCACUGAUUUUGAGUCUUUCAUUGCACAGCAUGUGCCAGACAUGGACCCCAUCAGCUACAAUGCCAGCCUUCACGAUGCCAUGGUUAACAGUGGUGGUAAUUGCAGACCAGACCCACUUAGUAGUGGAACGUAUGCCACUCUGUUUAGCCUAGAAUCAAUUAACACAUCCAAUAGAGAGACACCUAGAACAGCUGUUGGUGCUCUGGCUUUACCUCCUUUCUCCUCAUUAGGGAAUAGCUUUCAUGGAACCUCACACUCCACUGUGGGUGGGUAUUUGGAUGAGGCUGUGUUUGAACAGAUAAAUUUGUUGGGUCUGGAGGGCCUGGCUGGUGUGGAAGGACAGGUACUAAAUCCAUGGCUGGAGGACUUGGACUCUGACUCUGGCCUGUCACUGGAGACCAAUUCCAGAAGCCCUGCCUCAGCCUCCAUGUCCUCUUCUGAGUCGUUUUGUGAUGGUGGAGCCAUGGGCUACAGUAGUGAAGUAGAGUCCCUUUUAUGUUAUGGUGCAGCUUGUGCAUCAUCAUGUUAUGAUUGGCCACAAGUAAUCCUUAACAACAAAAUCUGGCAUGACCACAAUUAUUCGGCCCAGUCACCUGAUGACCGUAACCCACAAAGCUGGAGUCAAUCUCCUAAAAUUAUAAAACAGGAAGUAAUGAGUGAGGAUGAAACUGGACUGGAGGAACCAAGCCGGGAUGAACAGCGUCUGCAGGCUCUGGGUCUUCCAUUUUCUGCCCCUGAAAUAGUUAACAUGCCAGUGGAACACUUCCUGGAGCUGCUGGAUGGGAGAAGUCUGUCUACAUCAGAAGUCACACUACUGCGGGAUGUACGCAGACGUGGGAAAAACAAAUUAGCUGCACAAAACUGCAGAAAAAGGAAGUUGCAUGCAAUCUUGGGCCUGCAGGCAGAGGUGGAGAGACUUGUUACUCAGCGUGAUGCCCUUCUGCAUGAGAGAACAUGUACCACCAAGGCUCUGUCAGCUACAGCUGAGUGUUACAAAAAGCUCUCUCAUGCUGUACUGAGCCAGCUAAGGGACGAACAUGGACAGACCCUCAGCCCAGAGCAAUACACACUUGACUGUGGCACAAACGAGCAUGUAGUGGUCCGACCUCGAACAAAUGCUGUGAGAAUGACCUCAACAAGGUCCAAAACAACAAAAAGGAAGAAGGAUAAAAAACGUUAAGACCAUUUUGAUUUAUAUUGAGUUUUGUAUAUGUGUGUUUUUCCUGAAGGGCUACUUGGUCUAGGGCCGCUGAAGUUUCCUAUUUUAAAUAUUUAAAUAAGACAUGAUGUUUAACAACACUAUAAUGGACUAAAGACAUUUUGCUAAAAGAUGUGUAGCAAAACCACUGGAUAUGUAUAAAAGUAGUUUAAAAGAAUAGGGACACACUUUAUCAUCAGCAGCCAGUGUUGAAAGGUGUUUAUCAACAGCUCAACUCAACAGCUUUUUACGCAAUUGCUAUGCUGGUUAUGGAGUUGUUUUAAAGUUUUCAAGCACAUGAUGGUUCCACUAUGGCCUUAAUUAGACCAUUUAUUUGGUGUCAGUACAUUUGUGUCGAUCUUAUUUGGCAUUUUACUGAAUUUUGCAUUUAUGUUAAUGUUUUUGUUCAUUUUAAGUAUACAAAUAUGUGAGGUUUUGAAAUGACAUUUUAUAUGUAAAAUAUUUCAUAAUCGAAAUUUAAAUUUCAGAAUUAUUGGCAUGCUCAAAAAGUGAGCAAAAUUUAAUUUUGUGUAAUGUUUAAUUUAUACAGUGUCCACUGUCUUGUUUGAUUUUCUAAAGAAUAUACAUUUUUGAGAUAUAAUAAACAAAGCCAAAAUGAACAACCCUAAAGAAUAUCAUAAAACAAACAAAUAGUUUUUACUGGAAAAUCUAUACAGCAUUUUCAUUCAUUGCAUAUGUAUUGCAAAAACAUAUUUUGUGUGGUAUUAUUUAUUUUUUUUUCCCAUUUUGCUGUUACAUUCAUGAAGUGCACUGUACCUUCUAAUAUGGCUGUUGAAUUGUUUACAUACACUACCGCUCAAAAGUUUGGGAUCACUUGCAUAUUCAGCUUGAUUUCAGCUACGGAGAAGACUCCAUCAGCCAAUCCAUCUUGUAGAAGAUGCUCCAGGAAGCAUGGGGUGAAAUCUCAUCAGAUUAUCUUGAAAAAUUAACAGCUAGAAUGCCCAGGCUGUAAUUGCUGCAAAAGGUUUUUUUUUUUUUUGAUGAAGGAAAACAUUCAUUUCCAUCAAAAUCAUUAUUUCUAACUCUGACAUGUUUUCACAAUUCAUACAAUUUCGUGUGUGUUUCCUUGGAAAACAAUACAAUGUUUGAGUGAUCCCAAACUUUUGAGCGGUGCUGUAUGCUAUGCCAGAUUUAAAGUUCAGAACUGAGGAAACUAUUAUAUGGAAUAGAAGUUUUUUACAUUUUUUCUGUAUUAACGAUUGAGCCGUCCCUUCCUUACUUAGCAUGUCUUUUGUCACUUGACACCAUUUUUAAUUAAAGAAUACUGGUGAGUUAGUGCAAAAUCAGGAGAUGGAAGGGAGAAAGUGGUAGGGAAAAUUCAGGACCAGGAAACUGUCUUUGGGGAAAUUGGCACUUGUUUUUACAGGGCAGGGUAGGGUAUGGACUAAAGAGGGAAGAACGUGUGUGAGUGUGAAAUGGGUUGGGAUAGGUAUGCCUGCACCCAGAUACACCUCUGCCUGCUGGAUUUGCAUUGUCUAGUUAUACUUGUGGAACACUGGACCCAUUUCACUGUCUCCUUGGGUAGUCAGGCAAUGAACUGCUCUAGCAACACUUGAUCAAAUAUGUCCUUGCCACCCUCCACUACUAACAGCUCUUUGGAAAGAUGUCUCGGAGCUCUUGGGUGAAUGCAGAUGGCUAAGCUCACUGGGUGCCAGCAGGUGGAAAUGCUGGCAGUGCUGUACAGGGGUGUGGCUAAAUCAUUGCUAUUUGCUAAUCGUCAUGCGCUGGAUGGACCAAUCAGUGGCUGCUCUGCAGGGCACUCUAGAUGACACAGACUGGCACAUGUUCAGGUGCAGCUAUGACGACAUCAACGUGUUUACGAAAGCAGUUGUGGGAUUUAAAAAAAAACCCAUCAGAAUGUUUUCCAACCAGACGCCGUGGGUUCUGAUUAGAAACAGAAGCAGUAUAAAUUCUCACAGAAAUGUCAUUACAUAAACAAAUUAUCUAAACAGGGAAAAUGAUCGAUUGAAACCUAAUGAGCGCUAAUAAUAGGACUUGAGUUAGUAAAAUCUCUUUCUCAGGUCACACAUGCUGUGUGUUUUUAAAAUCUAUGGAAAAGCUCAUUUUUAUUAAAAAAAAUUUAACAACAAGUAUGAAUCAGCCUUUAAGUAAAAACCUUGCAGUUCAUUAAUUGUGCUGGUGCUUGGCAUUCAGUAUAACUUUAAUGAUUGUGUGAGGAGCCCAGUGAAGGGGGUCUCGCUUUCUUUCUCUCUCUCACACAUUUUGUGUAACACAUGUCUGUGUACAAGUUAACAUGUCUCUAACAGGAUAGAAAAGAAUGCAUUUUUUCUUUUUGUCCCAAUCCUGAAUAAUUUAGGCACAAAUGCAAUCCAAAUUUGUGUCCCUUUCCAGUGAGACUAGUAUUCACAUUUCUACAUUUUUCCUGCUUUCACCUCUUGCUGUAGGUCUUUCCCCAUUUGAGACCAUACAACCUGAUAAAAAAUUUUGGUCCACUGACAUUCUAAUCUGGUUUUCUGUCUUGGGGAGUAUGUACUCAUUGUAGUACAUGGUACUGUUACAGUACUUGUUGAUUUGCAGACUCUGGGAAUGACUAAUUAUCAAAAUUAUGAUCUGAUGUCCCAUGAAUAAAACUCUGGUCUGUAAUUUCAAAUAAACAAGCAAAUUGAGGUAUUUGUGGGGGAUGUUGAACAGCAAACAUUCAUUUCUAAGCUUUUCACCUUUCUGGAUUUUAUAAUUCAAAACAUUUUUAAAAGUGUUGGAUGCACCAACUAGACAUUCCAGACCUCUUUACUGUCUCAGUGAUAUCUAGUCCAGGAAAUUCAAAACCUGCUUUUUAAAAAUUAUAUCCUGUUUUGAAAGGCCUAUUUCAAUAAGUCCUUGAUUUUCUGUAAAUAAUCUACUUGAGAAAAAAGUCCUUACCUUACUGUCACCCAGCACAGACAACUGAUGUAAGGAAAACCUCAUCAAGUCACUUGGGGAUCCCUCUUGUAAAUAUAAAAAUGACUUGCAAUGUUGUGGAAUGUCUUGCUAUUCAAAAAUCAAUAAAAUUUCUAAAAACAAUGGUUGUAGGAUGCCAAAAAAAUCAGACUUUAUUGAAACACAGAUGAUCUUCACAGAUGUGGACCAGCAUCUUACACAGUUUUAAAAUGACACCCUUUUUUGGUCGCACCUUAUCCUCUUCCCACAAUUAUUUUCCCAUGUUCUUAUCUUAUUGUUGUCUGUGGUGAGAGCUCAGUACAACUAAAUUUUGUUUCAACCUUGUCAAACUCAGUCAUACAUGAUGAUUUUAUAGUCUACUAGUCACAGCAUUACUUCAUUAGGUUUUGGACACCUGCUUAUCACUUUCUUUUGAUUGUUCUUCUGCACAAAACCUCUUUCAUACUCAAUUUUCAAGGUCAUUGUUGGGCCUUUCUAUAUUUAAAUCAAGUUCUAUAAUAGACAUCACAUAACUGAUUAGAAACACAUUAGUAUUAUAUAAGCUUUAUUGAGAAACAACAAAACUGAGACAUCUGCAGUUUAUCAACAUUUAUGAACAACAUCCCCUUAUUAGAUUUCUGACACACUCAAACCAACUUAUUGCUCAUGUGGUUGUUUUCUAGCACAACAGUUACAAACCUUUUACAUAGCCAAGCUUGUUAUUGGGUCUAAUUUGAUUGAGAUUUGAUUGUAUUUAAAUCGCCUUCUAUAAUAUGUGUCACAAAACUGAUUCGAAACACAUUAAUAUUUUGAAAGAGCCUCUAGUGGGCCCUGCGCUUACUGCCCGGCACCAUGGAGCUCGAUUGGCAUUUGCCAUUGAACACCAAAAUUGGCACAUUGAGAGAAUUCACCCUUAGCACACGUGACAGAUGUGAAAGGGUCUGGAGAAGCCGUGGAGAAUGUUAUGCUGCCUGUAACAUCAUUCAGCAUGUCCGGUUUGGUGGUGGGUCAGUGAUGGUCUAGGGAGGCAUAUCCUUUGAGGGAUGCACAGACCUCUACAGGCUAGACAAUGGCACCCUGACUACCAUUAGGUAUCGGGAUGAAAUCCUUGGACCCAUUGUCAGACCCUACGCUGGUGCAGUGGGUCCUGGGUUCCUCCUGGUGCACGACAAUGCCCGGCCUCAUGUGGCAAGAGUAUGCAGGCAGUUCUUGGAGGAUGAAGGAAUUGAUACCAUUGAAUGGCCUCCACGCUCGCCUGACCUAAAUCCAAUAGAACACCUCUGGGACAUUAUGUUUCCGUUCAUCCGCCGCCAGGUUGCACCUCAGACUCUCCAGGAGCUCAGAGAUAACCUGGUCCAGAUCUGGGAGGAAAUACCCCAGGACACCAUCGUUCGUCUCAUUAGGAGCAUGCCCUGAUGUUGCACAUGGGAGGCUUAAAAACUAAAAACUACUGAGUACCAUUUUGAGUUGCUGCAAUGAAAUUCCAGGAAAAUAGACUAGCCUGCUGCAUCAGUUUUUCACUUUGAUUUUCGGGGUGUCUUUGAAUUCAGCCCUCUGUAUGUUGAUUAUUUUCUUUUCCAUCAAACGAUGUGGCAUCCUUUCAUUCCUAACACAUUACCCAGUCCAUAUCAGUAUACAUAUCUAGCACGAUAUUUUUCCCCAUUGAGAUCUGAUGUGUUUUCAAAAUGUUCCUUUCAUUUUUUUUGAUCACUGAAGUUUAAAUCUCAGGGUCAUUUAGGGCUUAAAGCGUGUUGACUAAUUAAACCAGACCGUGUUUGGGGAAGUCUUAAUCGAAAUUCAUUGGCCUUGCGUGAUGACGCAGGGGGCGUGGCCUUGCACUGGCGCGCACGUUUCUAAGCGGGUCACCUCGAUAGUGGAGGAUUCUGCGCGAGCCUGAGUUGUUGAUGAAAAGCUAGAGACAAGUUCCUGACGCCGUUAUUUUUUUGGAGUUUCUUUUUAAU